Molecule: messenger RNA, 804 nt
Organism: Acytostelium subglobosum LB1
Lineage: Eukaryota; Evosea; Eumycetozoa; Acytosteliales; Acytosteliaceae
Exons: 1
Coding region: 1-804 (267 amino acids)
Source: RefSeq, a predicted model, not a curated record
AUGACAGACGAUGGUACCAACAGAUGUGUCCCAAUACCUGGCAAUGGUGGUGAUUGUUCACUGACCAAUAUCUGUUUGGAUAUGUACACUUGUGAGGAGAAAACAAAGAGAUGUGUCUCCCAACACUACCGUGGAUUUGGAGAACCAUGUUCCAACCAAACACAAUGUACUAGUAGUUUGUCAUGUUAUGGCACUUGUUCAAACUCAAACUAUCCCAAAUGCUUUGAUGACGCACAAUGCAAGUACAAUGAACACUGCAUCAACUCAACAUGUGCAGUCCCCUUUCCCGAUGGUGCCGCAUGCAAGAGUUAUGCAGAAUGCAGCUCCCGAAGCAGCUGUUUGAAUAAUGUCUGUGUUCCAUUCUUCUCUGGAGUCUCCGGUGAUAAGUGUGGUCAGAAUGAAGAUUGUGACAUAUUCCAGGACCUCCUGUGUAUCAAAUGGACCUGCCAGAACAAGAACAUACUCACCAACACCAAGUGCAACAGUUCCGAUACCUGUCCAAUGUUCCUCUCUGCAUGCAUGUGUGAUGGCAGCCCCGGACCAUUUAUUGGAAGAUGUUCCCAAUUGACUGACCCAACCGCCGUGUCCAUUAAAACCCGCAAUGACUAUUACCAGUGUCUGGAGGACCACAAAUGUCCAGAAGUUACUGCCCAAAUCCCAGGUAGUUGCGCUUUUGCCAACUGUGGUAACCCUUUAGCCAAGGUCUACCAGAGCCCAUGUAACUCUGGUUCAGCACUAUUUAAUAAUGUGUACUUCAUUAUUGUUAUCACACUGCUUACUGCGUCUGCCAUGUUCAUUCUCUAA